GACUUCAACCCUGUCUGGCUUCACAGAGGGACACCAGGCCUUCUGACCCUGAGACUAUUAGCAGCAGUUGGGAUUUUUUUGUUACUCUGAGCAUCUCUCUGGGAAAAACGUUGCCACCAUGUCGACGGCUGUGGAAGCGACCGGGUUCAUCAUGUGCCUCAUCAGUUGGUUGAUCACCGGCUCGUCGCUGGCUAACGACUACUGGAAGAUCUCCUCCGUGUCCGGCAGCGUCAUCAUCUCCCAGAGGCAGUUCGAGAACCUGUGGCACUCCUGCGCCGAGAACAGCGCCGGCAUCGCCGAGUGUCGAGACUUUGAGUCGAUGCUCGCCCUCCCUGCUCACAUUCAGGCGAGUCGAGCCCUGAUGAUCCUGUCUCUGCUGCUCGGACUCGGCUCCAUGAUCGUGGCUCUGCUCGGACUCAAGUGCAUCAAGAUCGGCUCGGCCACCGAGCAAUCCAAGGCCAAGAUCGCCAUCUGCGGAGGCAUCCUGAGUAUGCUGGCAGGUCUCUGCUGCAUGAUAGCGGUUUCCUGGUACGCCUACAGAGUCGUGCAGGACUUCCACAACCCGUUCUUCGGUGGUGUGAAGUUUGAGCUGAGUACGGGUCUCUACAUGGGAUGGGGCGGAGCCUGUCUGGCCAUCCUCGGUGGAGCUUUUCUCUGCACGGCCUGUAAGAGAGUGAAAUCUGAAGGACAGAAAAGUGGUCUCUAUGGAAACAAGUCGCCAAGGGUCUACACCGCUACAGCCAAGUCCGACCCAGAUUCGUCCAAAGCCUACGUCUGAACUCUCACAUGGACGUUUUUAAGGACGUUGUGCUGUCCCACAUUCAUUUCCUGACGUUGUCCUGAUUUAUGGAAAACAAAGUUUUAACCCUAAAAAUAAGAAGGAGACCAGCUGUUUGUCCCCAGAUGGGAGGACAGUUCCCAUGAUGUGAUGAUUACUGGUAACAAACCAUGUCUGCUAAACGAUGUCUCGUAGAAUAUAAACAUGGAGUAUAAUGUCUCAUAAUAUAUGGACAUUUAUUAUAAUGUCUCAUAAGAUAUGGACAUUAAAUCUGAACAUGUAGUAUAGUGUCUUUUUAAUUAUGGACAUGUAGUAUAAUGACUAAUGUCUCAUAGAAUAUGGAGAUUUAUUAUGAUGUCUCGUAAAAUAUAGACAUGAAGUAUAAUGCCUGUUAGUUAUGGAGAUGUGUAUAAUGUCUCAUAGAAUCUAGACAUGUAGUUCUUUUUUCUGUCCUUUUGAAAUAUUGACUUAUUUUUUUAAAGAGUUUUUGACGUGAAAUCUCAAAUCUAAAUCUAGAAAAUACAAAAAAACGAGUGGAUGAUUGUUAAUGAUUCUGUAAUUCUGUGUGGAGUUUAUGAUUAUCGGAAUAAAGUUUGUAUUAUACAU
Messenger RNA from Anoplopoma fimbria (sablefish), 1384 nucleotides. RefSeq names its product claudin 15-like a (gene cldn15la). Gene Ontology annotation, molecular function: structural molecule activity. The transcript has 5 exons. NCBI's taxonomy places the organism in Eukaryota, Metazoa, Chordata, Actinopteri, Perciformes, Anoplopomatidae. Gene Ontology annotation, biological process: bicellular tight junction assembly; cell adhesion. The coding region runs from base 119 to 778 and encodes 219 amino acids. The record is from RefSeq and is a predicted model, not a curated record. Gene Ontology annotation, cellular component: plasma membrane; bicellular tight junction.